This is a messenger RNA of Exophiala aquamarina CBS 119918, 1575 nucleotides long. RefSeq lists its product as uncharacterized. The coding region runs from base 1 to 1575 and encodes 524 amino acids. The record is from RefSeq and is a predicted model, not a curated record. Lineage: Eukaryota; Fungi; Ascomycota; Eurotiomycetes; Chaetothyriales; Herpotrichiellaceae. Gene Ontology annotation, biological process: transmembrane transport. The transcript has 3 exons. Gene Ontology annotation, molecular function: transmembrane transporter activity.
AUGUCCCAUUCUGAAAAGGACAUAGAAGCCGAGGCAAAUGUCAGGUCUCCCUCUCUGUCAAGCACAAGUAGCACAGACAACAUCAGCCACACCAAUCAUUUUGCUGAACAGAGUGACCUCGAGAAGGUGUAUUCUCGUCACGAGGACAAGGAUGUCGCUGUCGAGGUCGUCCCAACGAUAGAUCCUGACGUGGUAAAUUGGGAUGGACCCGACGACCCAGAAAACCCUUUGAACUGGCCUUCGCGGCGGAAAUGGACCAAUAUCUUCCUGUUGGCAAUCAUCACUACUUUAACACCCCUUGCAUCUUCAAUGUUUGCACCAGGUGUUCCACAGAUGAUGGAAGAUUUCCACGAGACGAGCACCGAUCUGGCAUCAUUUUCUGUCUCGAUUUAUAUCGUGGGAUAUGCUUUUGGCCCACUAUUCAUCGCUCCGCUUUCUGAGCUCUACGGCCGCCUUUGGGUGUAUCACAUCAACACAUUCUUGUUCAUUGUUUUCUCCAUUGGCUGUGCCAAAUCAACAAACUUGUCUAUGCUGCUUGUUUUUCGUCUGCUUGCUGGUACGGCGGGGUCGUGUCCUCUGACUGUGGGCUCGGGCUCUAUCGCCGACACCUUCAGGCAAGAUCAACGAGGCAUGGUCAUGUCAGUGUGGACUUUUCCAAUUCUUUUCGGUCCGUCUCUCGGGCCGGUGGUUGGAUCCUACCUGUCUGCUGCGGCAGGCUGGCAAUGGACUUUCUGGUUCCUCGCUAUCUGUGGAGGCGUAUUGCUCGUCAUCGCCGUGUUCAUCCAACGCGAAACGUAUCCGCCGGUUCUGCUAGAGCGCAAAGUCCGACGCCUCCAAAAAGAAACCGGCAACGACAAGCUUCGAUCCGCACUGCAGUCGACCAAAACGCCGCGCCAGCUAUUCCUCAUUUCAAUUGUGCGGCCAACGAAAAUGCUACUCUUCUCUCCAAUCAUCUUCGGGCUCUCGCUGUACAUUGCCGUCACCUACGGAUACAUGUACAUCCUCAUCACGACCAUGACAUUCAUCUUUCACGAAGGCUACGGCAUCAGCCUCAGCAACGUGGGUCUCGUGUAUCUGGGCUUCGGAGCCGGGCAAUUCAUCGGCUUGAUAGCGUUUGGGUUUUUCUCCGACAGGUAUCUGCGACGGCUGGCGAAAGGCGGCGAGAUGAAACCAGAGUACCGCCUCCCCUUGCUGUGGCCCGGCGCCUUCACCAUCCCGUGCGGCCUCUUCCUGUACGGCUGGAGCGCACACUACCAUGUGCACUGGAUCGUGCCCAUCAUCGGAACCUGCCUUCUGGGCAUCGGCAUGAUCACCUGCUUCAUGCCCAUCGGCACCUACCUCGUCGACGCAUACACCGCGUACGCCGCCAGCGCCAUGGCAGCGAAUACCGUGCUGCGCAGCUUGGGUGGAGCCUUUUUGCCGCUUGCCGGUCGUCGCUUGUACGCCACGUUGGGUAUUGGAUGGGGAAAUAGUCUGUUGGCGUUCAUCGCCAUAGCCAUGCUCCCCAUGAUGUGGUUCUUCGUCAAGUACGGCGAGCAUAUCCGCACGCACCCCAGGUUUCAGCUGAAACUGUGA